AUGACCCGGGCAUCCUCAAAGCGCAUCGCUUCGAGCCGUAUCGUUGCUGUCUUGGACUCGCCUUCUGUCUCUCCGCUCCCUUCUUCGCCGGAACCCCAACAGUUUGCACCGGCCUCCAAGAUGGUCACCCGCAAGAACAACAUGCGCCCCACUCCCCAAGCAGAUAUCGCUAUGCCAAUCACCUAUACACCAACCACCCAUCGUAUUAGCAAAGCUAAGAAGGGCAAGCGCGUACAUGCCUGUCAGCACCCAGGAUGUGGAAAGGUCGGCGCAACCCAAUGCAUUCCUGAGUGGACCAAACUGACUCGAUUACAGGUCUUCACCAGAGCGGAGCAUCGAAGACGCCAUGAGCUGAACCACAACCCCGAAGCUUCGUAUCGCUGCAGAAUACCAGGAUGCAAGAAGGCAUUCCACCGCGCUGAUCUACUUGCGCGCCACACAGAAAGACACGAGCUUGAAUCGCAAACCGAGCAGCCCUCAUGGGCAUCCAACUCGCGAAACUCUAUCGCCUCCGAGUCUUCUGUUCCGCGCUGUAUGUCAAUGGACCACGGAAUGUCAUUAGUCGCAACAUCGCAUGCCCAUACUAUGUCCAUUGGCUCGCUGGUGGCUCCUGGGAUUCACCCAGAUCUGGCCAACGGCUGCUCAUUAAUGUGGAGCGGUGUCGACCUCCCUCUGCAGCCCCGCCCGGCCUUUCAGAGCCAGCUCCCCGAGUCUGCAGAUGAUAGUCCCUUCUACUCUUCCCCUGCAGAGACCUGCCCCUCGCCUUUGUCGGAUGCGACUUUCUCCCUCCCUCCCCACUCUAGCUCCUCAAUCUCUUCUGCGUCUGUCUCCGUUAUCGACCAGUAUCCGAAGAGUAUUAUGAAGGUGGAGGCUUCGUCACCGCUCCAGAUGCACACCUCUCUCCGCUGGGAAACCGAACCCGGCAUGCCUCCGUCGCACAUGCUUCCCAUGUCCAUGACGGAGAAUAUGAUCCAACCUCCUGUUCAGUGCCACUACCCUUCUCCCUCAUGGUCCAGCGCAGACUGCCUUCCCUAUGAAGACCAGGUCCAUCACAUGCAACAGUUUCAGCCCGUGAACUGGGGCAUGUGA
Messenger RNA from Penicillium paradoxum, 1089 nucleotides. RefSeq names its product Zinc finger C2H2. Gene Ontology annotation, biological process: regulation of transcription by RNA polymerase II. The coding region runs from base 1 to 1089 and encodes 362 amino acids. Gene Ontology annotation, molecular function: RNA polymerase II cis-regulatory region sequence-specific DNA binding; DNA-binding transcription factor activity, RNA polymerase II-specific. The record is from RefSeq and is a predicted model, not a curated record. NCBI's taxonomy places the organism in Eukaryota, Fungi, Ascomycota, Eurotiomycetes, Eurotiales, Aspergillaceae. The transcript is spliced from 3 exons. Gene Ontology annotation, cellular component: chromatin.